AUGAAAUAUUACGCUAUUUUGGUGGGCGGCAACCCUGGAGUUUUUAGCAAACAGUCCAAUUGGACUAAGGAAAUUCUCGGUUACAAAAAUACUAAAUUUAGAAAGUUUAAUUCAGAGAUAGAUGCCCUCCAAUAUGUGGCAAAGGGAGGGAAAAUAGAAAAUGUGUUUGUAGAUGGAUCCUGUCGAGGGCAUAAUAAUACACACCGCAUACCCUCUGCAGGUUUUGGUAUCUACUAUGGACCUGAUGAUAAUCGUAAUAGGGCCGAGCCUUUAGAACUGGGUACUAAGCCAACCACUCCUCAGCGUGCAGAGUUCAUGGCGAUAAUCCAUGCAUUAAGAAAUGCUCAUCGAGCUUUAUUGGAUGGCACUGCUAGAAGUCCAGUUCGAAUUCUUUCCGAUUCUCCAGAUUGUGUUCACACCUAUUAUAAAUGGGGUGAUAAGUGGAAAACAAACGGCUGGAAGAAAUCCAAGGGUGGUACCAUACGUAAUGUUGAUUUAAUUCAAGAAAUGCUCAACUUGAAAGAGCAGAUAAACAUUCAUUACGCUUCCAAAGGGUGGUCCAAUAUCGAUGUAGCUCACGUUAAAAGUCAUUCAGGUAACUUAGCAAAUAAUGAAGCUCACAGAGUGGCCAACUUGGGUGCAAAUCAAGCAGAAGCUAGGAUUCGUCUGAAAUGCCAUGUUUCCAGUCUUGUAGUUACCAUAGGUAACAGAACUGAUAAGUCGGGUGAGCCAUUUAUACCUUCUUGA
Messenger RNA from Hemisphaericaspora subhashii, 747 nucleotides. Its product is annotated as ribonuclease H family protein. NCBI's taxonomy places the organism in Eukaryota, Fungi, Ascomycota, Pichiomycetes, Serinales, Debaryomycetaceae. Gene Ontology annotation, molecular function: nucleic acid binding; magnesium ion binding; RNA-DNA hybrid ribonuclease activity. The transcript has a single exon. The coding region runs from base 1 to 747 and encodes 248 amino acids. The record is from RefSeq and is a predicted model, not a curated record. Gene Ontology annotation, biological process: DNA replication, removal of RNA primer.